AUGUUGUCUGCCUUUGAUAGUUUCGUGAUUUAUACCUUGCUGAAUAUUAUAGUUGGUCUGUACGGGCUGGUCGAACUCCCGAAAUUCGACGUCGACGAUCUCAUAACGACAGAGAAAAUCAUAAGGAACUGCACGAACAGUCUCUUAUCCGAUCUGAAACUAGCGAAGCCCGUGAACAGUACGAGGAUUAAAGACUUCGCGACGUUGCAUCACUACUUUCUAUCAGUUACGUUUCGAGAUUCGGACGUUUUGAAGGAGAUCGCACGACUGACCAGAGUGGACUAUAAAAUAAACAAUAACACCGUAGGAAAUCUAACGACUGUUAUAAAUGCAUUGCUGGACGAGAACUCUUGCGAGUAUGAUGCGAAGGAUGUAUUGGUAGAUGACGCCGACGCGAUUGUGACAACUUACAUAGACGAUUUCCUCGCGAAGUUAGAAUCUUUAAAAGAGAGUUAUGGUGUUAAUAAAGUAUUUUCGGAUAUCAAUUCGAACAUUAUCAAGAUUUUUCGAUACACUAAUGCAUUGGAAUCGAAAGGGGUGGUAGACGCUAAUUUGACAAAUGAUGAAAACAGUGACAGUUUUACCGUCCUGGAAAGCAGCGAGCUUUGGGUAGAAAGUGGCCGGCGAAUCUACCGAGGGGAGCGAACGAAGAUCAAAUACUUCCCGUUCAUGGCUAGCAUUCAGAUUUUCAACGCCUUCCAAUGCGCCGGGUCCAUAAUUAAAUCUGAUCUCGUCAUCACCGCAUCGUCCUGUCUACAACUAGCUUGGAACAACCGCUUUUAUCGAGAGAACCCGGCGUUUCUGUCUGUGCGCGUUGGAUCCUCAUUCUACAACAGCGGUGGGGAGGUUAUCCCGGUGCUGGAGAUAUACUUCCACCCAGGCUACAACCCGAAGACCCUUAGGGACAACAUAUGCGUCCUGCGUCUGCUUAGGCAUAUCAAAUUUCGACAUAGAGACAGAAAAAAGGUCCGCAAAAUCGCAAUCGACAAUAAACCGUGGAGUCUAGCAAUCAACACGCCCGGAAUUACUAUAGUAGGGUGGGGGGCGAAAGGGAUAAGCAACAAACUGGGAAGCCCCUGGGCGAACAUACUAUCGUACGCCAACCUUGACGUGUACCCAUUACGAGAAUGUCAGGAAGUUUAUUCCAAGACAUACGUAACAACGAAACAUUUCUGUGGUGGUUUCUUCUCAAAAGGCAGUGGUGCUUGCAACCGUGACGUAGGAGCUCCUGGAGUGGUCAACGGAAUUCUGAUGGGAGUGGUGAGCUUCGGCUCACCAGUCUGCGGGACCCCAGACGUGCCGACUGUCUUCACCAAGCUGGGUUACUAUCAUAACUGGAUAGAGAACAUAAUGGAAAUGGAUGUUCCGCGCAGUAAAAAGCGUACAACGUUGCAAGUUGAGGAGGAUCCAUACGCACCAUAUAUGACCACACCAUACACUACAACUACGUUCAAGAUAGAACCUGUACAGGAGGGCGUGCAGCCGAUGCCCGCUCUUGAGGAGGAUGAAGAAAGCGCUUUGCGAAUGCUAUUGAAUGACAAUAAGCUGUUCCAAGAAUUUCUAGAAACCAUGUUCGACAGUGACGCAACUCAAAAAAUCAAUAUUAAACAAGAUACGGAGAUUUCGAGGCAAAAUAAAAUUAACAGUUUUGAAGGCGAACCAACCAAUGAAAUAACGAAAGGAUCUACAAUUGUGAGUGAUAAGAACGAUUCGAAUAACGAAGCAUAUAAACGGAUUACUGCUGGAUUCGGAUCCGACGUUUAUGCAACAGGAACGGUGGACGUGUCUCGUGACAGCGAUGAAUCCUCAGAAGACGAUAUACCUGUAACAAAAUAUACAUCCGAACAUCAAGAGUUAAAUCACGAAACAAAAUUAAUUUCAGCUACAGAAAAUACAUUGAACAUCGGGAGGAAUUUUGAAAACUUUGAUCACACACAAAUAGAAAACAAAAAUCAUUUUUCGGCGACCACGACGGAUUCUCCGCAAGAGAUACUGCUGGAACUCGCUACGGAGUCUAGUGAUGAUGACUCCGACGAUUCUAAUCAAAGUCAGUCAGAUGAUAAUGAUAAAAAUUUCCAAAUCAAAAAGGAUUUGAAUGCGCCGUCUUCUGUAGACUUCAAAGAUAUCUCCGGAGAACAAGCUAUUGCGGAGCUUUUGGACGAAAUCGAUCUAAAUCAGAUUUUGAGAGAAGUUUCUAUGGAUAUGGAAAUGGCAUCAAAUUCACCGUUACAAAACUACGCAGAAGCACCUCAAAGUAAUGUGUUAACUACUGCUACAAUGCCUGUAGCACAAAAGGAGGGUAAAAUGUGGGAUAAACUUAGAAAUAAUAAGAACUCUGAAAGUCAUGAUCAGGAUUCUGAGGAUUCGGUAUUGACUUUGCUGUAUUUGUCGGACAAUGAGAAGAAAAAUAAUUUCGCCUCGAAAAGCGGAAAUGAUAUAAGAGUCGAUCGACGCAAAAAUAUUACGAACACCGCAACCAUUGCACAAAAUUCGGUGUCAAGUGAUACGGUUUAUGAUAUUCUUCCAAAGACUAAGCUUUAUAAAAUUAUAUCAGAAGUCCUAAAGGCUGCUGUUGAGAAAAAACAACCA
Messenger RNA from Iphiclides podalirius (scarce swallowtail), 2589 nucleotides. NCBI's taxonomy places the organism in Eukaryota, Metazoa, Arthropoda, Insecta, Lepidoptera, Papilionidae. The record is from the annotation of a GenBank genome assembly.